Messenger RNA from Solea solea (common sole), 3803 nucleotides. RefSeq names its product IgGFc-binding protein-like. The transcript is spliced from 6 exons. The coding region runs from base 68 to 3082 and encodes 1004 amino acids. The record is from RefSeq and is a predicted model, not a curated record. NCBI's taxonomy places the organism in Eukaryota, Metazoa, Chordata, Actinopteri, Pleuronectiformes, Soleidae.
UUCUGGUCAAAGGGUUGCAUUUAUACAACUCAAAUAAAAUCGGAUUUUUUUAUUUUGUCUUUCAGCCAUGGGUACUCUGCUGCUGCUUUGUGCUUUGGGAGCUUUACUCAGCUGUCCAUCGUCCACUGAAUUCGUAGGCAGGGAGUUUGUCCUGUCAUUCAUGCAGAAUUGGAUUAAAGAUUAUGAAACCCCGAGCCAUCGGCUCUAUAUCACUGCUGUUGAGGCCAAUACUAAAGUGACAGUGUCUGUGCCGCCCUUAAAAUUCAGGCAAGAAGAAACUCUCAAUGCUGGAGAAGGGGUCACUGUAUCUCUCCCUGCCCAAGUUGAGAUGUACGGCUCCGUGAAGUCUCCCAACUCAGUGCGCAUUGAAGCCUCAGCACUUGUGGCUGUGACUUCUUUCAACUACAAGUUAUACACAGCUGACACCUCUUUGGUGUAUCCCACCACUGAAUGGGGUAAUGAAUAUUUCAUCUUCACCCCUGGUCAACCCACCUGUGGCACCUUUAAAGAGUUCUCUGUGACAAAUGGAAAACAGAGAAACAGAAUUGAAAUUUUAACACAAGGGCGCAUCGUGUUCCAGCAUCAUGUCUAUAAGAAGGGCGCUCAAAUGGUAAUAGAUCUCCAGCCAUAUGAGAGUAUCCAGCUCCAGAGCACGGAUGACCUCUCUGGCAGCAGGGUUUCCUCCCAGUACCCUGUUGCUGUUUUCACAGGUCACAGUUGCACCUGGCGAUUCUCAAGAUGUGACCAUGUUAACGAGCAACUACUGCCUGUCAGCAGCUGGGGAUCCAGCUUCAUUGUCCCUCCCCUGACACUCCAGGACAAAUAUGAUAGUGUUAUUAUCCAGGCUUCCCAGGCCACCCAGGUUACUGUCCGAAAUGGCAACACUGAACAGGUGAUUAAAAUGAUCAGUGGGCAGACAGUGACAAUCAAGUCCCAAAAAAAGAAGACAGUGUUCAUUCAGGCUGAUCAAGGCAUUCAGGUCCUCAUGUUCUUCAAUGGCAAAUCGUUCGGGUUGCUCAAAUACUAUGACCCUUUCUUGAUGACCAUCCUGUCCACAGACCGUUUUUGCACCUCUUACUCGCUAGAGGCUUUCAAAGGGUUUGACAAUCAAGCCCUGGUUGUGGCGCGGACUAGUGCAUUGGGAAAGCUGCGUAUCGAUGGUAGAAGUUUGCCUCGUAAUGUCAAGUGGGAAACGGUUGCAGGGACAGAUUUCUCAUGGACCCAGAUUUCUCAUAGUGGUAGACAAGCUGUGUACAGCUCCGACUCCCGCUUUGCUCUUUACAGCAUAGCAUUCAAGAACAGGAACAGUUAUGGUGCUCCGGCACAAUGUUUACAGCCAGUGAGAAGCGCUUUGCCCGGCACCUGCUGGGCUAAGGGAGAUCCUCACUACCAUACCUUUGACGGUCGACACUUUCACUUCAUGGGUACCUGCACUUAUGGUUUUGCCAAAAACUGUGGAAAGAAUGAUUCCCCAGCCUUUGAGGUCCUUGCCCAGAAUGAGAAUAGGGGAAGCCUCAGGGUGUCUUAUGUCGCCCUGGUCACAGUGAAGGUGUAUGACGUGUCCAUCACAGUAGCUCGGUCUGAGACAGGUCGUGUGAGGAUUGACAACAUCGUGUGGAAUUUGCCUGUAACCUUGAACAACAACAAACUUGUUAUGAGUCACAGUGGUCGCUUUGUGCUCAUUGAGACUGACUUUGGCCUGACUGUGCGUUAUGACUGGAACCACCAGCUCAUUGUCACUCUGUCCAGCAGUUUCGCUGGUAAGACCUGUGGUCUCUGUGGCAAUUUCAAUGGCAACCCCAAUGAUGAUUUCACCACACCCUCUGGCACACAGGCACGUGGGGCUGUGGCCUUUGGUCGCAGCUGGAAGGUGCCGGGGCUGGUGAAAGACGCUCUGUGCAGCGAUGACUGUGUGGGUGGGUGUGAAAAGUGUGAAGACAAGUUGAUGAAGGAGUGGGAGGGGAACUCGUUCUGUGGGCUUAUCACACUUGUAGUAAAUGGGCCAUUUAGCAAAUGCCAUUCCAUCAUUGACCCACAUACAUACCUGGAGAACUGCAAAUAUGACGUUUGCAUGGGCGGUGGCAAUCAUCUUUUCCUUUGUCAGGCAUUGGAGGCAUAUGCUGAUGCCUGCCAGGGUGCGGGGAUUCAGGUUCAAGACUGGAGAAGAGUGUCAGAAUGCCCUGCCAAAUGUCCAGCCAACAGUCACUAUGAGCUCUGUGGCAAUGCCUGUCCUGUCACCUGUUCUGAUCCUAAUGCUCCCUCCAAAUGCAAACGCCCAUGUUUGGAGACCUGCACCUGCAAUGCAGGCUUUGUUUUGAGUGGAGGUCAGUGUGUACCUGCUGACCAGUGUGGCUGCACCUAUGAAGGACGAUAUGUCCCUGCUGGGGAGUCCUUCUGGGCUGAUCAGGGCUGCCGGAGCUGGUGUAAAUGCCUCCCUGGAAAAAGACAAGUAGACUGCCAGAAUAAAGGCUGUGGGGCAGGGACACUGUGCCAGGUGGUUGAUGGCAUAAGAACAUGUGAAUCAGUCUCAUACAGCACAUGCAAGGCCUCAGGAGACCCACACUACACAACCUUUGACAAGAAGAGGUUUGACUACCAGGGCACAUGCAUGUACCAACUUGUUGCACUCUGCUCCAAGAGACCAGAGUUGGUGCCCUUUGAAGUAUUUGUGGAGGAUGAUCACCGUGGCAGCAAAGUAGUUUCCUACACCAAGUUAGUAGAGAUCAAGGUGUAUUCCCUCAGCAUUGUUAUUACGAGGACACACGUGGACCAGAUCAUGGUGAAUACAGAGAUGGUCAAACUGCCCAUCAACCUGGCAGGAGGGCAGAUAUCUGCAUUUAAGAAGGGCCCCAAUGCUGUUGUCACCACAAACUUUGGCCUCCAAGUCUCCUUCGACCAGAAGAGUGUUGUGGUUGUGACAUUGCCAAGCAACUACAUGGGAGCCGUUUGCGGCCUCUGUGGCAACUACAACGGCAAAUCGCAAGAUGACCUGAUUCCAAAGAAUGGUGACAAAGUUGUUGCACCAGAAGCUUUCGGUCACAGUUGGCAUGUGGUUGGGCGCCCAGGCUGUGACAAAAUGUGAACGCACCGCUUCAGGGACUGGUGAGAUGACCAUUGUUUCCCAGAGUUUUGAGAGAGCCAAUCACCAGCCAGGUCUUAAAAUGAAUAGUCUUCGUCAGAGAACCCCAUCCCAUAUUCUUCACUUCUAUACAGGCUUGAUCUCUUGCCCUGCACAUGUGUUGCUGAAACUCUAUCUUUGUUAAAAUGUAGUUGUUGUGGUGGUAGGAUCAGAACAUAAGGGAAGACGAGGGUACCCUGUACACCUUUUCACACAUUUAGAUGUUUUUUUGUUUUACUCACAGCCACUUGUUAGUUAAGUUAGACUAGAGUUUUGUUUCAUUGUUUCUAUGGGUCUUUAAAACGUGUCACUUGUCAGGCCCACCCACACAUUCAAGGAACCUGUGUUCAUUUACUUUAAUUCUACAUCAAAUCAUACAUUCAUCCAUUAUGUGUUGAUUGUUGCGCGUGUGUGUGUGUGUCCUUAUUUAAUUUUAGUUUGAAAGGGGAUGUAACACAAAUCGGGGAUGAUCGCGGAAUCUUUUUUUUUUGAGCCAAUGCAAUCACUAGUUAUGAUUCUAAGAUAGGAUUGUGAGCGUAUGUUGCAUAUGGAGACAAACUGGCUGUCCCAGUUUUGACAAAGUUGAUUCAUAUCAUAAUGAUGACUUGUUAUGUAUUGUAUUGACACACUUGUGAAUAUGUAUGUGUUCAAAGGGACAUUAAAGGUGCAAUUGUGGAACAUCUGA